AAGAUAAAAAAAAAAAGGGGGGGACGGUGGCCGGUGGUCGGUGCGUAUAACCGAGGCAGGGGCUGCUGCUUUUUCCAGACCGGUCGGUAAACUAUAGCCAAACAGUUCGGUGACGGCGGAACAGCCAAUGAACAUAAAUGGUGCGUCGUGACGCAACAGGGCCCCGUUGAUAAGGAGCGGAGAGUCCAACCGGGACCUGAGAAGGAGGAACGGCGGUUUUGGGGGGCCAGCAAACACUCGCCUAUCAUCAGUCAACGUAAAGCCAACUCCUCCUCUUCUGCUGUUACGCACAUGCAUCCUCCUUGGCAAAAGACAAAACACUAACUAAACAAAACAGACUACUGUAAAGGAAAAGCGCUUCUCACAGACGGCCGUCGGGAUUUUAGAGAUGAAAAAGCUUUUUCUGUUUUUCUUUUUUUUUUCUCCCAUAUUUUCUCUGCAAAAAAGUAGUUUGAGCGACAUAAAUCAGCUGCUGUGAGCAUCAACUUGGACUGUUGAACCUGGAGGAGGGGAAGAAGCUUUUUUUUUUGGAAAUAUCUUGUAUUUUCUCUCUGACUGUGUGGUGCAGUAGAAGGCUGCUGCCCAGCUUUGCCAGUUGUACAGAUUAACUUGUUCUGCAAAAAAAAAGGGGAGAAAUUUUGCGAAUGCCUUGCAGACUGCCGAAAGCUUGAAAUAUUACUCCCGGUGAGGAGGAAGCAUCGGUGCCGAGACCCGUGCAGCGGGGGCUUCCAUAGUUGGUAUGUUUAUUCACCGUAAAUGGAAAAGAAAAAAUAGAAAGAACAAUUGGUAACAGCAAAGAAAUAAUAUCACACCUGAGAGAAAAAAUAGAUUCCGGUCGGCACAGCGAGAGAAGCGGAAUCUGUACCCUUAUUUAUGAAUUAAUCAUAGCUUAUUAAUAAUGAGAGCUGCAGAGAUUCGGAUGACGGUUUCCAUUGGCAGAUGAGACGUAGUGUGGAGAACACGUGUCCAAUUUUUCCCUCAUAUUUUUUCCUCCCUGAUCUGGAUUUCUCACUUGUCACGGCAAGAAAGGAAAAACCUCCGAAAGACUGAAUUUUGAGUGGCGUUAUUGCGCAGGGUUUCGCCUCUGAUGGACAUCUUGGCUUGCAGAUCCGAAGAGAACAGUUAUAAUAUCCUCCCCUCUGCGGCAACGAUGCUUUUCCAUGGCCUCCCUGGAGGCGACGUGCACGGUGUGGUGGAAGAAAUGGACCGGAGAGGAAAGAGCGAGUCAGCAGCCAUCAGCUCAGCCAUCGAUAUGGGGGAAUCAGAGACGUCCAUGCCGUGUAUGAACAGCGAGCGCGUCGCUCUGUGCGCGGGCUGCGGCAGGAAGAUCGCGGACCGCUACUACCUGCUGGCCGUGGACAAACAGUGGCACAUGCGCUGCCUCAAGUGCUGCGAGUGUAAACUCAACCUGGAGUCUGAGCUCACCUGCUUCAGCAAGGACGGCAGCAUCUACUGCAAGGAGGACUACUACAGAAGAUUUUCGGUGCAGAGAUGCGCUCGGUGCCACCUGGGGAUCUCAGCCUCGGAGAUGGUGAUGCGGGCCCGGGACCUGGUCUACCACCUCAACUGCUUCACCUGCACCACCUGCAGCAAGAUGCUCACCACCGGGGACCACUUUGGCAUGAAGGACAGUCUGGUGUACUGUCGGCUGCACUUUGAGACUCUCAUCCAGGGAGAAUAUCAGACACAUUUUAACCACGCGGACGUUGUCCCGCACAAAGGCCUGGGCCCGGCCAACACGCUCGGACUAUCCUACUUCAACGGCGUGGGGACAGUGCAGAAAGGCCGGCCCAGGAAGAGGAAAAGCCCCGGGCCGGGGGCCGAGCUGGCUGCUUAUAACGCAGCUCUGAGCUGCAACGAGAACGACGGCGAGUCCAUGGACCGGGACUCCCAGUACAGCUCCAGUCAGAAGACCAAGCGCAUGCGAACGUCCUUCAAGCAUCACCAGCUGAGGACCAUGAAGUCCUACUUCGCCAUCAACCACAACCCAGACGCCAAGGACCUCAAGCAGCUCGCCCAGAAGACCGGCCUCACCAAGCGGGUCUUACAGGUCUGGUUCCAAAAUGCUCGAGCCAAGUUCAGGAGGAACUUGCUGCGGCAGGAGAGCACCGGCGUGGACAAGGCGUCCGACGGCUCCACGCUGCAGGGCGGGACGCCGUCAGGCCCGGCCUCAGAGAUCUCCAACGCCUCCAUGAGCCCCUCCAGCACCCCCACCACCCUGACAGACUUGACCAACCCCACCAUGCCCACCGUCACCUCCGUGCUCACCUCGGUGCCGGGCGGCAUGGACGUCCACGAGUGCAGGAGCCCAUCACAGACCACGCUGACCAGCCUCUUCUGAUGGACGGAGCCGCGUCACAUCCCCUCCUCCUCCUCCCCCAC
Thunnus maccoyii (southern bluefin tuna) is the source of this 2382-nucleotide messenger RNA. It is a transcript of the gene lhx2b, whose product is annotated as LIM homeobox 2b. The transcript is spliced from 5 exons. Gene Ontology annotation, cellular component: nucleus. The record is from RefSeq and is a predicted model, not a curated record. Gene Ontology annotation, molecular function: RNA polymerase II transcription regulatory region sequence-specific DNA binding; DNA-binding transcription factor activity, RNA polymerase II-specific. Lineage: Eukaryota; Metazoa; Chordata; Actinopteri; Scombriformes; Scombridae. Bases 1088 to 2341 code for a protein of 417 amino acids. Gene Ontology annotation, biological process: regulation of transcription by RNA polymerase II; neuron differentiation.